Messenger RNA from Didymodactylos carnosus, 1200 nucleotides. The record is from the annotation of a GenBank genome assembly. NCBI's taxonomy places the organism in Eukaryota, Metazoa, Rotifera, Eurotatoria, Philodinida, Philodinidae.
AUGGAAGCCAAUACACCAUCACAGUCGAUCAUUAGUUGCGCUCAAGAGAAUAAUGAUACGAAGACUGCAUCAGCUGCAGCGUAUGGUUCAUCCCCGUUCCCCAUUACGGCUGCUAGGGGAAGUAAAGACGACCUUUCCAAUACAAUCCAUUCUACACUGGCUCAUAUGAAUUUGCGCAAUCAAAUCAAAGGAGCAGGGGCCAGCCUGAAUAUUACAAUACUCGAUGAUUAUCAUGAUACUAUUCGUACUCUUAAAUGUUUCAGUAAAUUGUCGGGGCAUAAUGUUACAAUUUGGAAUGAUCAUACUGAAAACAUUGAUAUACUACACGAUCGAUUAAAAGACACCGAAGUUCUGGUUUUAAUCCGCGAGCGAACGCAAAUUCGUGAGGCGCUACUAAAGCGGCUCACGAAGCUGAAACUCAUUAGUCAGCGCAGUGUCUAUCCGCACAUUGAUAUUGAUGCAUGUACCCGCCAGAAAGUAAUUGUAUCCUCGGACCAACACCCAGGCACGCCGUCUUAUGCAGCUGCGGAAUUGACUUGGGGACUGAUUAUUGCGGCGAUGCGCCAGAUUCCUCAGCAGAUGGCAGCCCUCAAAGAAGGAAAAUGGCAGACUGGAGUUGGAUAUGGAUUGCGUGGGAAAACAUUGGGAAUCUACGGCUAUGGUAGAAUCGGCAGAACUGUGGCAAGAUAUGGCCAAGCAUUUGGUAUGAAUGUGAUAGUGUGGGCGCGUGAAGCAUCGCUCAAUCGAGCACAGAUGGACGGAUUUCCAGUUGCCGAUAGCAAGAACGUGUUCUUCGAGGAAUGCGACAUUAUUUCUCUGCACAUGCGUCUCGUGGAUGCAACCCGCAAUAUCGUGACUGCUUCCGACUUGGCGCGCAUGAAGUCGACGGCACUCAUCGUUAAUACAAGCAGAGCCGGUCUGAUUGAACCCAGUGCACUGGUGAAUGCACUCCUUGCUGGUCGUCCAGGUAUGGCAGCGGUUGACGUUUACGAAGAAGAACCAGUACUGGACACGAGUCAUCCCCUUCUCAUAAUGGAUAACGUUGUUUGUACUCCACACAUCGGUUACGUGUCCCGAGAUGAGUACGAAAUUCAAUUCGUCGAUAUUUUCAACCAGAUUACCGCCUACUGUGCUGGCAAGCCAGUUGCCGUCGUGAAUCCCGAAGUACUGGAUGCGUGGAAACACAACGAAAACGAUUAA